Messenger RNA from Aedes albopictus (Asian tiger mosquito), 10859 nucleotides. RefSeq names its product rootletin (gene Root). Lineage: Eukaryota; Metazoa; Arthropoda; Insecta; Diptera; Culicidae. Gene Ontology annotation, biological process: mitotic chromosome condensation. Gene Ontology annotation, cellular component: chromatin; condensed chromosome; condensin complex. Gene Ontology annotation, molecular function: chromatin binding. The record is from RefSeq and is a predicted model, not a curated record. The coding region runs from base 530 to 7564 and encodes 2344 amino acids. The transcript has 11 exons.
AAAAACAGUAUGCCUCAUGUCUAUGCGGGAAAAAAUCUAUAUCCUUAUUCGUGGACCCCUCGACCAUGACCGUAACCGUCCUAAUCAAAUUCCAAUUAAUCAUUGUAAGAAUGCCUUCACCUACAAAAAUAGAUCUACCCCGUGUGAAGACUUUUCACACCUUACAGGGAUUCCGGAGUAGAACUGCGACCUCAUUCUAGUUCAGAGUGUCCUUCGGAACGGUUUCACGUAAAAAGUUUUGCCAAAAUUCGUGAAAUCCGUAUUUUACAUAUUCAAGCUCAGUUGUUGCCGCAUUCCGUAAAAAGUUUUGAAAGUUACCGACCCAAUAUUUUCGGCAUGUGACAUACUUUCACGAGUGUCUGCAAACUGUUUAACUGCAAAAGCAGCCUAUUUCAUGCCAGGCGUGCUUUAAAGUUCUAAUUUUCGGAACAAGUUUGGCGUAGUUGUAGCGGGCACACCCCAAGCAGGCCGAAAAAGUUUUAAAUUACUUUGGUGUGCAUUUUUCAAGAAGAAGCGACAGCCGCUAAGCAUGGCCAGCUAUUCUCUUCCGCCCAGCAAGGAAAACCUCGAAAAGGACGACGACGACGACGGUCUGGAACACGUGAUGCCGCCCGAUAUCGGUGCCAGAUCUCGACGAGGCAUUCAUUUCGACUACAGUGGCAGUGUUGCCAGUCAACGACAAACAAUACCCCUCAGUCGCCGCGACCACCCCGUAUCAUCAUGCCCUCUGCCGCUUGGCAACCACAACAACAUCCAGCGAUCAUUGGACCUGCUGAGGCACUUUGUCGCCCAGGAACGGCGCAUGUCGGGCCGCAGGGACGUUAAGGUGGUGUUCAUAGAAGUUAGCGAACUGUGCUGCGCUACCAAGGUGAAUGAUAAACAAAUUAUCUUCUGUAACAACUUCCGACGACGACCACGGUGGCAGGACGAAGACGAGCCUCCUGGUAGCACGAGCCCUCGUAGUUGGCCGUCGUCAGUUCCUCGUCGUUUGUCAACCGGUGCGGAUGCGGAAGCAGGUUGUUUUCGGAUAGUGGCAGCGGUAGCGGUCGAUAGUAGUAAUUUGUUGGAUUUUCUGCUGAUUGAUGAGCCAUCAUCUUCUGUGAUCGGGAGCCAAACUUCGUCAAAGUUGGAACCGGAACCGGGAGUGAGAGAAGGCGGGUUGUACAAGCUUGCAGGUAGCGGUCCGGCUGCCGCCUGGAGUGAUUGCAGUGACGAUUCCGGAAGUGUACGGCUAGUGUUGGGCAGUGCUGGUGGUGAAAGUGCUACUGAAGGAAGCACCAGGAAGGGAACACGGAAAAAUCAAGGAUUAUCGCCGAGGGUGAAUUUUAGACGAGCCACGCUUGGAAGCGAUUACUUCGAGCAGUUUUGUGUAAAGUGUCGAAUCUAUCUGUUGGAAAACUUUCAGAAGUUUCGGAGUAACUUUUCGAUUAUGUCACGCUUGAGCGGCAAGGAAUGCGCGCCUAGCAUAGCCUCGCGCCAUCUGGGUGAAGGUGGAGGUGGUGCCGGGAGUGGAACUUCCGGUGAUCGCAAGAAGGGACCAUUUUCACGCCCAUUCAGCAAGUCACGUCUGGAGCCGUCGAUUAGUGGCGGUGCUGGAUCCGGCAGAAUGUCGAGCCCAUCUCCGACGGACACCAGUGCCCUGAUGCGGCAGAACAACGAGUUGCGCCAACGCUUACAAGAAGAAGCAAGCACCUACCGGCGCAGGUUGGAAACGUACAAGCAAGCACAAAACAACCAGGCCGCUCUGGUCAGCCGACUGCAGGCGAAGGUUCUCCAGUACAAGCAGCGCUGCAGUGAACUGGAGCAAACUCCCACCUCCAGUACAUGUCCAAGCUACAACGCCAGGGAUCAUUCACCGGGACGGCAUCACGGGCCACAAUCCGGAGGACAAAUUUGUCCUUCAGUGGGUGGCGCUCCGCUGAGUUUACCGCCGUGCCCGGUAGCGCGCGAGCGAUCGCGAUCCCGCUCCCGAUCGCAGUCGCCGUGUCGCAAGUACGCCGACGGAAGUCACGAUGAAGUCCGCCAUCAACUUGACGAGGAACGACGAAGAUGCGAAAAACUACUGGUCGAGAACUCCUGCCUGCGACAGCAGUUGGAGGAGUCCCAUCGAACCAACGAAGCACUAACCAAUGAUCUCCAGAAGCUUACCGCCGAUUGGGAAAGCUUGCGGGACGAACUACUGAACAAGGAGGACGAGUGGAAGGAGGAGGAACAGGCGUUCAACGAUUACUACAACAACGAGCACACGCGGCUGCUGAAAAUGUGGCGCGAAGUGGUCAACGUGAAGCGCAUGUUCAAGGAGAUGAUGUCCACUACCAAAGUGGAGCUGGGCCGAAUGCAGCUGGAAUUGACGGGCACUGGGCGCGAAGUGGUCGGUGCCUGCAGUGGCGUUUCCGUCAAUCUGAAGCAAACUUCGAAAAUUGAGGAAGCCCAACAGAUGCAUAUCGAGCGGGAAAACAUGGACCUCAAAUCGCAGCUCAGCGAUCUCCGGGGCCAGCACGAAAGCGCUAAGAUGGAUAUUGCUCAGCGUGAUCAGCGCCUGCAGCAGAUGCUUCAGGAUCUGAAACUUAUGGAGGAACGUUACGUUCAGGUGGAGAGCCAAGCUGGUCAGACGCAGCGACUCAAUGAUGAGCUGGAACGCUUGCAGGGUGCCUUGCGGGAUAUCGCGCACGCUGUUGUGCAGGAUGCAGAAACGACGGCCACUACAGAAUCCGAGACGACGGCACAUCAUCUGCAUCUUUCGCAGUCAAGUGGCAUGCCGGCGCCGCCGCGAUCUCCCAAACGGGGCGCCAUCCGUACAUCGCAAGCAUUCGCAGAGGGAACCAUCUCGGCGGUUCAAGCUGCCUUGCACAAGUACCAACUGGCCAUACAUGACCUGCAGGUUAAACUGCAGUCUAAUACGGAUGCCCUGGCGGCUACCCGAAAGCAGUUCGAAAAUUGCGAGCACACCCGGGACGUUUUGUCGGGGAAGGUUGGUGAGCUAACCGAAAAACUGGACUCGGCCAAUCAUCAACUGUCGGAGUUGUACAAAGAGCGGGAUAGCCUGCAGAAGACGUUAGAUGGCCUCCGGACCGACAAACACAGCGUCGAAAGAGGAAAAGCCGAGCUGAACUCGAUUGUGGACAGUUUGAAUACCGACUACGAGAAGCUGCAGAAUGUGAACAGCAAGUUGCAGAAGAUGUACGACUCACUGGAGGAGGAGAAAAAGAUGCUGGAAAGUGAGCUGCAGCGAGUGCAAAAGGACAAGGACAUCCAGGAGAUGAGUUUAAGAGCCGAGGAGGAACGUUCGAGCAGAUUACGCGAGGAAACCAUCACCCUGCGAGAGGAGCUGAACAAGCUGUACCUAUCGCGAGACCUGCUCGAGCAACAGCGGCUUGAAUCGGACGGGUUGCUCAACAUGAUAGAGAAGCAGAAAAUCGAACUCGAAUACGAGCUGGAUCGAAUCAUCAACGAAAAAGAUGGGCUGCAUAUGACACUGGAGAAGAAGAGCUCCUCCAACGACCACCUGGAGGUGGAAAUCAAACAGCUGAAGACGGCGGUUCUGCAGCUGGAGGAUGAACGGAACAAACUAAAGACCCAGGUGUCCGACCAGGGAGUGGAUCUGGCGGCACUGAAAAAGGAGCUGAUAUCCGCCGAACAGGCCCGGCUGGACUUGGACUCGGAAAAGUUGGCCAUCAGCGAGCGGUUGAAAUGCCUGGAGAUGGAGAAGGACAAAGUGGAGCAGGAUUUGAGCUGUGUGGCGCGCGAGCGGAACGACUUGAGCAACCAGCUUGCGGCGAUUUCCCGCAAAAAGGAAACCAUCGGUGAGGAGGUGAUGCGCUUGCGGCAACGGCUGGAGCAGUCCAACGAAAUGAAUGCCCGCCUCAAUCGGAACCUGGAGGAACUGGUGAAGGAAAACGAAGAGAAAGCGGUGGUAAUCGAAGGGCACGAGAAGGAACUCCAGCGAUUACAGGAACAACUGGCUUCGCUUCGCAGUGAAAAGGAUUCCCUCGAGGCGGUGCUGUUCGACACGAACACCUCGCUCGAGGAAGCCGAAGCGCGGAAGGAUGCCCUCGAGCGAGAAAACCAAGAUCUACUAAUCAAACAGGAAUCACACAAGGCCUUGAUAGGUCGACUGAACAAGGAUUUGGAAAAUACUGAACGCCGGGCGCAGGACAUUAAAAUCCAGCUGACCAAUGCGGCCGCCAAUCAGGAGGCCGAGUUUCUGCAAAAAUUAUCCAACUUGCGUACCUUCGGCGAGGAAAAUAUCAAAAAGUUGAACGAAGAGAAGGAGGCAAUUCGCAACUCGUUGGAGAAGCGGAUGCAUCAAGCUCUGCAAGCAUUGGAAAAUGGCAAAGACGCAGAAAUUCAAACAUUGAAGGAACAGUUUGAAGCACUGCAGAUGCAUUUGGAGGCGUUGAAUCAACAGCACGAGGAGGUGGUUCUGCGGGCCGAGAAUGAAAAGCAGCAGGCAUUGCUGAUAGCACACCGAGACAAGCAAGCAGUGAUGGAGAAGUUGGAUGUGACCACGAGAGAGCUCAAGCUGGAGCUGGACAACAGUGACCGACUGAAGCGAGAAAUGGCAGCCCGCCAGGAGAAGGAUCGGACAACGAUCGGAUGCUUGAGGGAUGAAAUCGCUAAAAUGCGCACCAAGAUGGAAGAGGCACGGAUUCGCGCGGAAGAGGAGCUGAAUCGACUGGAGGUUGUGCAAGGGGCGCUGCGAGACGAGAAGGACGCAGCACUGAAGGGAGUCGAGGAACUGAAAGUGCAAGUACGAUUGACAGAGGAUCGAUGCGACGGACUUAGUUUGCAGUUGCAGGAUACUUUGCGGAAGUUAAAGGAAGCCGAGAAUUGUAUUGAUGCUACAAGAAAGGAGCUAACUGAUACCCGUCGUACUCUAGCGGAUAGCAACAUUGAGCGGGAUAAAUAUGCCAAUAGCAACAAGGAGUUGCGGGACCACGUUAAACGAGUAGAAGGACAACGUCGUGAACAAGCUCGAUCUAUGGAUGAUGCUUUGCAGAAGAUUGCAGGGUUGGAGGAGUCCCGGAAUCUACUCGAACAGGAAAAGGUUCGGCUGCAGACUAUCCUGAAGGAAACGGAGAACAACAUGACCAAACUGAACAAAGACCUUUCCACUGCCCAAACCGACAUUCAAAAGUUCCAAUCUCAAUCGACACAAAACGAUGCCGCCGAGAAGGAACUGCAGGCUCGUCUGACGAACGAGUCCGAAGAGAAAGAGCGCAUUUUGCAGGAGUUGCAUCAAAUCAAGAAGCAGAUGUCCGAUUUGGAGGGAUCGCUAUGCUCCACACGUCAGGAGUUGGGCCGAGCGCGGUGUAAGGCAAAUCAAGACGAGCAUCGGUUCCACCAGCGAGAGCAAGAGCUGUGCGCUCGCAUCGAGGAGAGUAGAGGCCGUGAAAAGCGACUGGAAGAUCAGAAGCAUAAUUUGGAGGUGUGUUUGGCCGAUGCUACUCAGCAGAUCCAGGAACUCAAGGCACGGCUUGGUGGAUCGGAGGGACGCGUUCGUGCUUUGGAUGAGCAAUUGGUACACUUGGAUGCGAUCAAGAAGGAGACGGAAAACAAACUGAGCUCGAUUGGGCAUACGUUGAGAAGAAUUGCCGGUAUUCAAAUGGAUGGUUCGGUUAGCUUACCGUAUCGUCUGCUUAGUCCAACAAGAAGAUACAGCCCGGCUCGUGGUCGCAGUGAUCGGGAUGAGUUCCGCCACCAUCAUCACCAUCAACAUCACCAUCACCAGCAGGAAACGAGAAGUCUUUCGGGAGACAAUGCAAUAAUAGAUGUCGAUCCGGAAAUGGUACGCAAAGGCGUGCGUACGCUGAUGCAACAGGUUGCACAAAUCGAGCGCGAAAGAGAUGACUUCAAGGUGCAACUAUGUACUGCGAAAAAGCAGCUUCAAGAAGGCGGAGAUAAUCAAAUGCGAUUAGAAGGAAAGAUUUGCAAGCUUCAACAACACAAUCGAGCUAUCCAUGAAGAUAAGACUAACUUGGAAUCGAAGUUAGCACAAAAAACUACUGCGCUGCAAACUACCGAGGAAACACUUAGACAGAAGAGUGAUGAUCUGAACAUAACGCGGGAGAAGGCUGCCCAUUUAGAGCAAUCGCUUAGCAGUACUAGCGAGGAGAAAAAUCAACUAGAAGAACGUUUGGAGAAGUGCAGGCAAAAUGCCUGUCGCUUGGAGUCGGACAAGCGGCAUCUACAAGAUGAGCUGGCUCGCACGGAAGGACGUGCGUCAAAACUAGAACUGCAGCGCGUCGCUCUCGAGGGAGACAUUCAACGUUUGCAGAUGGCGCUCCAAGAAAAAGACUGCACCAUCAGAAAUCUUCAAGAACGCUUGGAGAAUCAUCAAAGAUCGGGAACACAACUAGAAGAUCGCUGUGCUGCUCUGAAGAGUACGGUUGAUCAGCUGAAGGAACGUCUCCAAGCGGCCGCCAUCACAGAAACCGAACUACGCGGUGAAAUAGCCGGAUUACAGCGUCACAACACUGACCAAGGGCACACCUUCGCCUUGGGUCAGGACAAGCUCAAGCAGCUGCAGAAAUCCCUCACCAACAGCGAGAACGAACGUCGGGUACUUUCGGAACGAUUGGACGCCUCGCAACACAGCAUAAACGAGCUCCGACGUAGCCAGCAGGCUACGCAGGAUCAAACGCAGCGUCUGCAAGAGCAGAUAGCCGAAUGCGAAGUGCAGAAGUCGGCCUUGGAGUCGCAACUGCGGCUGGCCAAGUGGAACCAGGAGAAUGCCGAACAGUUUGGCGGUGGAUCUGGUGGAGAUCAGGAUCUCGCAAGGCAGUUGGUUAACUCCCAGCGGGACCGUACUGAGCUGAGAAACAAACUGGAGGCCAUGAAGGAGAAGGUUCGCCAUAUGGAAAACGAGAAGCUUGGACUGGAAAAGAGUGGCAGCAAAUUUGCCGGCCACGUGCAGUUCGAUCGAUCGGAGAAAAGCCUGUUGGGAGAUUCAGGGGAAAUGGACUCUAAUCGGUUGGAAUCGAGUGGUUACUGUGGAAUUGGAUCCGGAGGUGCAAAGUACAGCUGCGGCCUCGAUCAUGCUCAGAUCGAGCAAGAAAGCCGAGAGUUGCGUAUGAAGGUGCGACGCAUGGAGACUUUGCUGGCCGAGAAGGAAGCUGAGUUGGCACGGGCCAAAGCGAAAAUGUUAGAAUCACCGAGCAAAUCUAGCGUGAGUGGAUACGGUGGAGGAGUUGGAACUGCCGGUUCGGAAAUCGAGCGCCAUCGCAAUGCACAGGUACAAGCCGAGCGGCUACUGGACGCCAGAGAGCAGUCCCAUCGGCAGCAGGUGCUUCGGUUAGAGAAUCAGAUCUCGAUGCUGAGAGAGCAGUUGGCCCAAGAGGCCAAGCGUCGUCAGAUGUACAUUCUGAGAAGUUCCCGUGCCGGCAGGGAGAUGCAACAAUUGCGCCAAACGCUUGGCGACUCGUUAAGACAUGUUACGCAGGAGCCGAUAGAUUCUUCGCUGUUGGAAAGCGAAGCGAGACGGCUAGACAGUGCUGUGUCGAUGAGCUUGCCCCCAACCACCGGGAGAGAUUUGGACCGCAGUUUGAGCCCCACGUAUCGCUAAGGUUCGUAUGUUGAUAAUAUCACCACACAUCACAAUCUCUAAAUGGCGCAUUCAAAACUUUCACAGAAACAUGCAUGUUGUUGGAAACUUCGGUUUAUCGAAGAAUAUGUAAACGAAUUCAUUGGCACAAAAGCGGAAUGUCAGUUUUUUAACAUCGUGUUUAGCAUAGCGAUUAUUUUGUAUAUAUUUCGUUUGACAUAAUUACGUAUACCAUGCCUAUAACAACACUAAAGUAUUCGUUCAAUUAUCUUUUUCAACAAUUUUGUUCGACUAUUUCUGUGGCAAUAUGAGGUUAUUUCAUAGAUACCAAGAUUUUCGCAAUUGAGAUUAUUUAUCGAUUUCCCUACUAUUGAAUCAGUUGACGUUUAUAAAAUUCUACCCACAUAUUUGGGCUCAUUCUGCUAACGGAGUGACGUGACAUGAGUCGGAGUCGAAUAUCGAGGUGAGAAAUCUCGACUCGAAUGAAGUGUUUCGCGUUUAGAGAAAUAUUGUUUUAUUUUGCAAUAAACAUGAGAAAGUAAGAGUUCCAAGCAAACGCAGUUAUUAUUCCAAGCAACGUGGAAUUAAUUUGACUUAUACAAAUAACAUUCUUACAAUUCAUGGAAAUGUGUACACUGAGGCAAAAAACCUUAAGAAGAACGUAAGAUCCCCUUAUAUGAUUUGGCGACACUACGAUUACUGUUGAAAGUCAUUAAUUUCACUUAUGAUUAAAGAGGAGAAAAAUUCAUGUCGAGUCACUUACUAAUAUCAUGAGUUUCGCUUAAAAUCAAAAUUAUAAAUUAUGAAUGUCAUGUCCUAAAAGAUAUAAUAUUCGUGUUCUACUCUAUGGUUUUUUAAUGCAUUAAUUCCUUGAUUAAUUCUAUACUAAAUCAUGUCAUGUUUCUUGAAUUACCGCGUGAUAAAAUGAUCGAUUUCUCUACAUCGAUUAUUUGAAAUAAAGCGACAAGGAGCGUGUAUGUACUUUCGUUUGAUGUUGCAAGUUUGCAUGGGUGGCUAGCGUUCUGCAGUGGAAAAAAGAACAGACCAACUUAUUUCUUGUCACUUCUAUCAAAAAGUUAGCAUUGAUUAAGAGAGACCGAUCGUUUUACUUACGUAAUUCCAUUUUUAAUUUGGAAGCUGAAUGUAUGCAUACUGGAGAAUUACAAUCAAUUUGAUUUUGUGUCCGGUGAUUUCAAAAACAAGUCUUUGAGUAUGUUUGCCUUUCCGCUUAAGACACUGCUAACUGGGAUCCAUACCCUCACUGUGACGAUUUUCAUAGAUUUCAAUUAUAACUUUUUCACAAUCAUGUCGCAUAUAACGAUCAUAAGUUGUAGGUAUGGAACGCGUGCACAACAUUUAUGAAAUCAAUAAGCGUGUUUUGAAACAGAAAAAUCAUCCGUUCAUAAGUUGCGACUUUUGAAAUUCCUAAGUGUUUUUGCCUCAGUGUAUAAACCACAUCAUGAACACUGCCGGAUUGUAGAAAGUCUCAACUUUGGGUGUUGCAUACACUGUUAUAUGUUCGUCUGUGUUAUAUGCUUUUGACUAUCUUAGUUAAAAAUCGCGAUCUCAAAAUUAGCGUACUAUCUGUUUCCAAAGUAAACAAAGCAGUUAUUGGAAUAGAGUUGAAUGAUAGAAAGAUCUCCCUAUGUUACCAGCAAAGUGUUUCAAGUUUAUAUCCUAAAUGUCAUUUAGUAUGAGUCAAAAGUUCAAAUUCAUCUCAUAAGACAGUUCAAAUUACAAACCUGUAUCAAAGUCCAAAUUUUCUAAGAUCCCUCACCAGCUUCUAUCAGUAACUAGUGUUCACUUAUAUUUUAGUUUGAGUAGUGAUUCAAAAGUGCUGCAUAGUCAAACACAAUAUAAGAACAUGAGACCAUUUAGAAUCAUUGACAUUUGAUAUUCAAGCUCCAGGCUGCAAUGAUAAACGUUAUAACGUAUAAGAAUAUAAUAUUUUCAAACCACAUACCGGCACCGGUAAUAUACUAUAUCUAAAACAUGUACAAAGUUUUAAUACAAACGAACAGACAUAGUCAAUCGAUAUAUUUGAAAUCAUGAUCACCAUAUAUAUUUAAGAACGCACUACUGCCAUCUGUCAAAUUUUAAACUGUUUAGAACUGUGUGAAUCACUGCCGGCCAUAACGAUAGCAUAGGCAAACAGACGCAACACUGGCGAAAUCUCCAUCGAUCACGCUUUUAACAAUCAUUUAAAAUCUUCAUAGUUGUGACCUUCACAACCAGCAUAUCGUUUUUCUUUGCGUCUAACGCUUCACAUUAGCGCCUUCUGCCGACCUUGUUGCUCUGUGUCGUAAAACAUUUCCACCAGGUGAUGAUAGUGUAAACUAGACGAUGGAUUUUGUCGAAAAUUGUUCAAGGUAUUCCGUCUGUUUGUCUGUGACGAUAGCUUCGUUGAUGUUUUCCUAAUACUUUUGACACACAUGUGACACUGGUAUUACAUAGCAUUACCGUUCUAUACAGAUCUCGAUACUGACUGUUUUCAUUCCUACUAGUCAUUCUUAUGACACAAGUAUCACAUGUCUAUUUCCGAAGUGUAACACGCGCACAAUCCAAGGGCUCGUUCAAAAACUCCUCUCUCUCUCUCUUCAUAUAGCGUUAUUUAAUUUGUGAACGGCUCCCUAACGCAAACAAUCUAUUAGGUAUCUAGGUACCAUCAUUGUACCAGUGGCCGCUUAUUUCCUUAAGAAUUAUGUAUUCACCGAAGUAAACGCGAUGAAUACACUUUUUUUUCCUGAAUGGGGCAUUCUUCGGCCCAUGUAGCUGUAGCGGGAAAUGCGCUGGUAUUCAGCAUGAUCUUGCUGAUCCGGGUAACGUGUUCGAUUCCCUUUCGGACUAGGAACAUUUCGUAAUGAGACUUGACCACCUCCUUAGGCAUACAGUAUCGUCGUAUCUGCCACACAAUGUGUAAAUGCAGAAUGGUUAAUUGAUUCAAAAUUUACUGAGUUAUAUGUAGCAGCUAGUGCCCAAAAUAGGUCCCCCUGUCCAAAUGGUCCAAGACCCUACCCAAUUUUUUUUCCUCCCCUGUUGGGGAAAUUAAGCCACUGCGUCCAAUAGGCUGAACUUUUGUGGCAUGUCCCGUUUUGAUAUUCGCAUCUAGCCAGCUAAUUAUCAUGUGUAAAGUAAUCAGCUACUGCCACGACGCGUCGUCUCCCAGUCAGGUGCAAUGGAAUUGAUAAACUCCAAAACCUUCCCAGGUUUUGCAGACCAGAUCUCACUGGGUUGCAAGCAAUCACUAUUUAGAAAUCUUUGCCUGCGCGUGUAUAAAGCACCACAAGGGAACGUCCAUAAAUUACGUCACGCUUUU